Guillardia theta CCMP2712 is the source of this 1299-nucleotide messenger RNA. RefSeq lists its product as hypothetical. Lineage: Eukaryota; Cryptophyceae; Pyrenomonadales; Geminigeraceae. The coding region runs from base 4 to 1242 and encodes 412 amino acids. The transcript has 4 exons. The record is from RefSeq and is a predicted model, not a curated record.
GUGAUGUUGGUGAAGGACGUGUCGAACAACAUGAGCGGCCUCGGAGAAGGAGAUGAAGGGAGCCUCGGAGAGAAGGGAGAGGGAGAGAGGAGAGAAGGAGAGGGAGAGGGAGACGGAGAGAGAAAGAGCGGCCUCGGAGAAGGAGAGGAAGGGAGCCUCGGAGAGAAGAUGAGAGAGGGAGAGGGAGAGGGAGAUUCUGUGAGACUCGACAGCAUACGAGAAGUGUAUUCCGACGACGAUUUUGAGAACAUGGUGUAUUCUGGCGCUCCUGCAGAUCUGCCUGCAGUGAGGAGAGAGAUGCUGAAACAGAGCACCAUGGCUGCUGACCGAAUGAAAGCAAACGGAUGGUCCAACACUUUGCCGCUGGAGCACUUGAAUCGCGUCGGGCAGAAGGUAGGCCUGCCACAGGUUUCAAUCAAAAAUAAGAAUCAUAAUGACAUAGCGCCGAACGAGGGUGGGCCCAAGGCUGGGGAUAGCUUUCAGGCAGAUCUAUGCGUCAAGUUCGAGCAAGACGUCGCUCUGCACUAUUUCUUCAGAGGGUUGAUCGAAAAUUUUGAAACUGACGUAAAACCUGUCGCCGCAACUUAUCCGAACCAUCCGAAUUUCAACGAUGUUCGCAUCAGACAAGGACAAUACAUGUGUUUCGAGAUUACCCUGUCGUUGAAAAAAAUUUUGAGCAAAAUUCAUCAGCUUGUACGGCUCUACUCUGCUAAUGGUCUCAAAGACGACUUUAUUGGAAAAAGAGCAGAAAUUGCAGUCAUUGGUCUUAUCGUUAGCGGGGAUAGGAAGAAGUUUGAAGAUACAGCCGAGAAGCUCAGAUCUUUCUUCCAAAGAGCUAGCGAAGACGAAGUUCUGUCCAAGUACAUGAUCGAUAAAACGAUUCCGAUUUUCCUUUGUCGUGUAAAUCGCAAGAAUCUACACACCCGGGUGAUGGAUCUGAAACUGUCGAUGGAGGAUCAUUUUUCAAGGAUUGACGUGCAAUUCACAAAGAUUGAGGAACGACUUGCAGAAGACAAGCAAAGUCUAGAGGAGAAACUCGUGGGUCUUCGAACAGAAAUCGUCGAGAAUAAUCAGAGUCUAGAGGAGAAACUCGUGGGUCUUCGAACAGAAAUUAUCGAGGCGAUGAAGAGCCAGCGGCAGGCGAUCACGACAGAAAGGAUUAUGUCACCUGAAGCUGCGGUCGGAUUCUUUGCCGCCUCGGUGAUUGGAAGCUUGCUCUUUUCUCGUUUUCGUUCCAACUAGCCAGCGAUUGGUCUUCCAUAGUAUUCUUUUCUCUUUUUGUAAACCAUAUCUGGCGAU